GACAUCCAGAAGAGCCUAGAGCAGAGAAGGCAGAAGGCACUGUCCCCCUGCUUGUGCAGGCUACAUUCUACCCCUCCAAGGAAGCCACAGGCGGCACCAGAAUCAGGAUGAACAUCGAGGUUGGGAAUGUGUCUUACACGGGAGCCGUCAUCUCCUGGUCAUCCUCGGAGCCCUGCCUGGAGGACUACUACCACAUAAUGUAUAGGCCUAACUGGAACAGCAUCUUCUCUAGUUAUCUUCGCUAUAGCUUCCACCACGAAGAGAAGGUGCCUCGUACGAUCAGCUCAGUGGUGCUGGAACACCUGGCUCCAUCCACACUCUACUUCCUGUGCAUCAGCUGUAAGAAGGCCCUCUUCCCUUACAGGCACUACUGCACCAUGUUCCAUACUCUGGAUAAGAGCCCACUGGCACCCGGGAGCUCUCUGGUGGACCCCCAGAUCUCCCUGUGGGUGCUGAUGGCCAUCCUGCUGGCCUGCUUCAUGGCCGUGCUGGCCUUCAUCUGCCUCCAGUUCUGGUGCAUCCGAUGCCACGAGCCCCGUUGGUCCUACCGGGCCGGCAACAUAGAGGAAGCCAACGGGCUGGUGAGGUGGCCUGAGGAGGCCCAGGCUCUGGGCCCAAGGGAAGACGAUCUGCAGGGGCUCCCUCUGGUGGAGCUGCAGCGCAAGAAGCCUGACGCUAUGGCAGAAGGGGACAGGGUGCUGGAAGCAGGAGCUGAGCAGGAGUCCCUCAAUGUGGGUGCCUUACCUGGGGAGGGGAGGGACCAGCGAGCUAUGCUGCCUCUUCUAGGGGAGUGAGAAGUGGGUGGUGUAGCGAGGAAGAUACCAACCGCUUUCCCAAGUGCUUCCUGUCGGCAAUUCCCUGAAGUUUAUGGGGCACCAAAUCCCAGUUUUGCCUCCCCACCCUAGUAGCUCUUUUGCAUAAAUGUGUAUAGACCCUUAAACCACCUCUUUCUCCCCUUAGUAUCUGUGUGCAUGGGGCUGGAUGAUGCACAGGACAAGAGUUUCUCAGCCUGGAAAACGCCCUCUGUGUUGUUUAUAAACUGGGAAUCAUCUUCUCUGAAAGUCCACUUGGUGGGGACCCAGUUAGUUAUGUACUAAAAACUUGAUUUUAAUAUCAAGUCAGACCUGAAUAUGUUAAGGCACAGAACAUGAAGCAUGCACGACUCAAAUGAAAAGCAGUAACUGGACAAAAUUUGGGGGUUGGUGAUGGACUUUCCGUUGGAUGAGGCCUCUGAGGGCCAGUGCCCUUUGCAUUUAAGGGAGUGGUUCUGAAAGGGGACUAGAAGCUUUGUUCUUCAGUGUUCUCUAACCUUCACACAGUUGCAUGCCACCUAACUCCCCCACUUCAUUUUGUUUUUAAGUGGGGCCAGAAUUAGUCAUUUUCACCCAACCCCCCACCAAAAAACAAACAAACAAACAAAAAAACAACCCAUCCCAGUGAUUUUGUUGUUUUUGACAUGUCAUCUUUCAGUGGCAUUAUCUAUCCUCUGGUACAAAGCCCAGAGUGAGUGACUCUCCUGAACUAGGCGUGGUGUGGGGGUAGCUUUUGGGGGUGCCACCUUGCCCCUAACAUAGCGAUGGGGCCUGGAAUGGAAGAAGAGCAGAGACGAUGCCUAUUGUAUCCAUAGCAUGCAGAACCUGGGUGCUCAGUUACUGGCUGAUGGGGUUUUGUUAGAGUGAGGAACUGAGUCUGAACAAUGCAGCAGGGACAGAAGCCAAGCUCAUGCUGGAGACUUCCUUCAAAUCUCCACCUUUUCAUCUGCUUCCUGUCUGGAGAUCCUUUCAAUUGACAGGGUACAAAUCCCAGAUACACAGUAUGAUGCCAUAUGAAGAAACUGGCAAAGCCAAGCAGUCCCUCUCCCCCAUACCUACCUCCCGCUCCCCUCAGUGAGCCCUCCCCACUCAGCCCUUGACUGCAUGCCCAACCCCUACUAGCUGUGACAAUA
Erinaceus europaeus (western European hedgehog) is the source of this 1945-nucleotide messenger RNA. It is a transcript of the gene FNDC9, whose product is annotated as fibronectin type III domain containing 9. Lineage: Eukaryota; Metazoa; Chordata; Mammalia; Eulipotyphla; Erinaceidae. Gene Ontology annotation, molecular function: protein binding. The record is from RefSeq and is a predicted model, not a curated record. The coding region runs from base 108 to 794 and encodes 228 amino acids. The transcript has 2 exons.